GUUUCUUAACAAAAAAGGGUAGUUAAAUUGAAUUUUCGCCGAUAGAAAAGUAAUUAAUCGCUUUUUUAUAAAUCAUGGGUUCAAGUACCAAAAAACAUAAGAAAGAUAAGGAUGUUUCAAGAAAGAGGAGGCACCAUUCUCGUUCGAGGUCUAGAUCUCGUUCUUUAGAACCUCCAGAAAAAUAUAAGCGUGAACAUAAGAAACAUCGUCAUGAUAAAAAACGCGAAAAACAUGAUAGAAGGCACUUGGAUUAUGAAAGUGCAGAUUCAGAUUGUGUAGAAGUACCACCAGCACCACAAAUUUCAGCACAUUCACCGCCAACACCACCUUCACCUCCAAGAUGUAGAAGUUUUAAUGAUAAAUCAGAAGAUGAAGAGGGUAAUGUUGGUCAUAAGGAAUCGCUAUCAAUCGAGGAAACCAAUAAAUUGCGUGCAAAGCUUGGACUAAAGCCAUUGGAAGUUUCUUCUAACACAGCACCAUCUAAUGAUGGCAAAAUAGUAGAUGACCUAGGAGAAUUUUACCAUGCUCCUGCAAAGAAUUUGUCUAAGACAAAUACAGAGAAGAAAUUAAGAGACAAAUUAGAAAUACGUAAAGAGAAAAGGGCAUUAGAAAAGAGAUUGGCAUCUGUAAAAACAUUAGGUGAAAGUGAUGAAGAUGAUGAUGCUGCUGCUUGGGUUAAUAAAAACAGAGAAAUACAGAAACAAAAGGAAGAAGCUAGUAAACGGGCCAAGUUAUUGGAAGAAAUGGAUGCUGUCUUUGGAGUUGGAGAAUUGGUAGCUGAAGAUCUACAAUCUGAUAAAAAGCGAGUAUAUAAUGCAAAGCACUUGAAGGGACUUCGCGUAGAACAUGAUGCAGAAAUGUUUAAAGAGGGUAAAGAUAUCAUACUUACCCUUAAAGACCAGGACAUAUUGGAAGAUCAAGGAGAUGCUCUUGUGAACGUUAACAUCCUUGAUGAUGAAAGAUAUAUAAAGAGCAAUGAGAAUAAAAAGCAGAAGCCCAACCAAUAUGGGUAUGAUGCUUAUGAUGAUACAAUUGAUCCUGAGAAUCGAACAUUGCUUGCUAAAUAUGAUGAAGUAAUAGAUUCUGAUAAAAAUAUUGCUAAAAAUACAUUUACAAUUGGUGAAAAAAUUGAAAAACGAAAUACUAUAGAUUCUGUUAAAGCAAAACUAAAUAACAAAAGAUUAGAAAGUUUGAAUUUGCCAGAACUUAAGUUGGCUUCAGAAUAUUUUACUCCAGAGGAAAUUGCAUUCAAAAAACCAAAGAAGAAAGUUAGGAAGAUUAGGCAAAAACCUAAAAUGUUGAAAGCCGAUGAUUUGCUUGCCAUGGAUAAUUCAAAUAAUUCAUGGUUGAAAGAUUUGGGGCAUAGGAGGCCUAAGCCAGAACAAGAUGUUCUCAUUACUGAUGAUACAGAUGUUCCUACAGACAUAAAAGACAUAAAAUUUGAACCAGAAGUUGACAAUGAGCUUGAGUUAGCUCUGAGCAAAGCAAGAAAAUUGAAACAACAAGAAGGCCCUCGAAUUGCACCCUUAGAUGUUAAAAUUGAAAUAAAAGAAGAAGCUCCUCUGGAUGGGGCCAUUGUUCUGAAUUCUACAGCAGAAUUCUGCAGAUCACUUGGAGAAAUUCCUACGUAUGGUCUUGCUGGAAAUAGAGAUGAAGAACCAAAUGAUUUGAUGGAAUAUGAACCAAGUGCAUCUCCCCCGCAUGUCGAAACAAAUACAAAAGAAGGCUCUUGGUCGAAAGUCACUGACAAACCAGAAGUAGCACCACCAGCUCCUAUUAUUACAGCUCCCAUUUUGGAAGAUGAACCAAAUAUUGGAUGGGGAGUUAGCGGCGCCCUCAAAUUAGCUAUGAGCAAAGGUUAUUUAGAAAAAGAAGAUCAAAACAGGCCAAGUAGCUCCAGAUUUGCUCACCUUCAAGCUAAGAAUUAUUCUAUUGAAGAUAAAAGUUUUGGGGAUGACGAGAAAUUUGGAGGCCGCAGAGAAAGAUAUGCUGGACCUACCACAGAUUUUAAAGAAAAAGAUGGGUUUAAACCAAAUGUGAAAUUGGACUAUAUAGAUGAUGAUGGGCAUGUACUGUCUGCAAAAGAAGCUUUUAGAUACUUAUCACAUAAAUUCCAUGGAAAAGGACCAGGAAAAAAUAAAGUAGAAAAGAGAAUUAAGAAAAAUGAACAAGAAGGCUUAAUGAAGAAAAUGAGCUCUACAGACACACCUUUAGGUACUUUAGGAAUGCUUCAAGCUAAGCAAAAAGAAACACAUUCUGCUUAUGUGGUUUUGAGUGGAAAUAAACAUAUGCAAGGAACAACAAUAAUAAGCAAGAAUAAAAGAUAAUGUGUUAAUGAAUUAUCUUACAUCCGAUAUUCAA
This is a messenger RNA of Ctenocephalides felis (cat flea), 2361 nucleotides long. RefSeq names its product U4/U6.U5 tri-snRNP-associated protein 1. The record is from RefSeq and is a predicted model, not a curated record. NCBI's taxonomy places the organism in Eukaryota, Metazoa, Arthropoda, Insecta, Siphonaptera, Pulicidae. The transcript has 11 exons. The coding region runs from base 75 to 2327 and encodes 750 amino acids. Gene Ontology annotation, cellular component: U4/U6 x U5 tri-snRNP complex. Gene Ontology annotation, biological process: maturation of 5S rRNA; mRNA cis splicing, via spliceosome.